AUGAAGUUGCUUCCUUUACUCAGCCUUAUUACUGCGGUUUCCUGUGUUACCGAUUUACAAGAGAAAUGGGGAAGUCUCUGGCAAUUUCAAGGAAUAGCCACUUUUGCCCACUUGGACCAUUUGCAAUGUCUCAUUGACCGCGAUCAGAUGUUUGAUGUUGGAAUCAUUGGUGUACCUUUUGACACAGCAGUGUCAUAUAGACCUGGUGCUAGAUUUGGUCCAAGGGCGAUUAGAGACGCAUCACAGCGUCAGUACAGUUUGCGUGGAUUCAACCAUAGGGCAAUGUUUAAUCCAUACAAGUCUUGGGCAAGAGUUGUUGACUGUGGAGAUGUUCCAGUUAGCCCAAUGGAUAACAAAUUGGCUUUUCAACAAAUGGAUCAAGCUUUUGAAGAAUUGUUGUGGGUGGGUGAUUCAGUAGACGAGGAACAAGUCCCGCCUAGAUUCAUCAUUUUGGGAGGUGAUCAUUCCGUCUUGCUACCACACAUUAGGGCUUUGAACAAAGUUUAUGGACCUGUGAAUAUCGUGCAUUUUGAUGCACAUUUGGACACUUGGAAACCAGACAAGUACCCAUCAUUUUGGCGUACCGAAGUAAGCGAUGUAAACCAUGGAUCAAUGUUGUGGAAAGCAUACGAGGAAGGUUUAACCACCAAGAAUAAUGUUCAUGCAGGUAUCAGAACCAAGUUGUCUAGUCUUGCCGAUUAUGAAGAUGACGAUGCACAAAACUGGUUGCGUAUUGAGUCUGAUGAUAUUUGGUUAAAGGGAGCUGACUACGUAGCUCAACAAAUUUUGAAGCGGGUUCCAAAAGACACUCCUACUUACAUUUCGGUAGACAUUGAUGUGUUGGAUCCUGGGUUUGCAUCUGGAACCGGUACGAUGGAAUCAGGAGGUUGGUUGCCAAGAGAGUUGAUUCAUGUUUUACGUCAAAUUGAUAGCUUAACUAUUGUUGGUGCCGAUGUUGUGGAAGUUGCACCUGCUUACGAUUUCGCAGAAGUAACUGCUACAAGUGCGGCCCAAAUUGCGUUUGAGCUUUUGACCAGCAUGGUAAAGAAGGGCCAACUUGAUACCAAGUUGAUGAAGAGAGAAGCUAUCGAGCCUGUUGCAUGA
This is a messenger RNA of Lodderomyces theae, 1104 nucleotides long. RefSeq lists its product as uncharacterized. Lineage: Eukaryota; Fungi; Ascomycota; Pichiomycetes; Serinales; Debaryomycetaceae. Gene Ontology annotation, molecular function: metal ion binding; agmatinase activity. The record is from RefSeq and is a predicted model, not a curated record. The transcript has a single exon. The coding region runs from base 1 to 1104 and encodes 367 amino acids.